CUCGCGUACCACACAAGAAAAACUGUCCACCAUGAAGUUCUUCAUUGUCCUCCUUGCCGUUGUGGCGGUCGCUAGCGCCGGAUAUAUCGGUGGUGGAUAUGGUGGUGGAUAUGGUGGUGGCCACGCCAUCGCACAGCCCUGGGUGGCUCCAGCCGCAUUGGUGCACGCUCCAGUGGCGCACAGCCCGGUAGUGCACGCACCCCUGCCUUGGGUGGCGCCCGCGCCGAAUUACGUCAAGGUCACCGCUCCCGUGGCGUACGCCAAGCAGUCGUACCAUGUGGCCACCAUCGCUCAGGCUCCAGCGAUCCCGGCACCUCACCCGGCGCCGAUCUCCUACAAGGGCAACGAGCACGUGAACAGAAUACAUUAUAACGGAAACACCAAUGGUCAUCCGCAUCUGGUCGGCAUCGAGCACUACGUAGCGGCGGCUGAGCCAGCCAUCGGCGUCGUUAAGGUUGGCCACGGCCACGGCCACGGCUGGUAAAGUCCGAGCGCGCAAAACCUCAACCACCGAACGUACCCGCCGGUCCAGAGUGGUCCACAACGCGCGACCGCUGUCCCGAGGCCUCGACAUCCACGGCGACCAUCGUGACGGCCCGGCGCAGGCCGAGCUGUGCCUACGGGCUACCUCGGCACCCGCCGACGUCGGCGACAACGGCAGCAGCAGCACCAGCGGCAGCGGCUCCCGCACCCCUUCUGCUCGCCCCCGUGAUUCGACCGCCUCAGGAUGGACGCGCGUUAUGGACCAGCCGCGGACCGCAGACCAGGCAGAGCCAGACUCAAGAAAACAGCAGUCGUCCGCAAAUUCUCACGAUUACCUUAGCGCUACAUAUGACACGCAAUCACAAACACAUACACAGACACGAAAGACAACAUCCGCGUUCGGCAAUCUAUCACGCAACGAUCUACCACCCCGACCAUUGCGUUCAUCACCACCUGUCAACAGCGUAAAAUUUCCGUGCGGCGUGUGAUACUUGAAGAAGACGUCACGCAACAUCAGACAGAGCGUUUUUACUUCUUGCCCCGCCCCACCACCCAUCCCCCCGCCAAACCAUCACACCGAUAUCAUCGUCGGUCUUUUCUCGGCCCCUCUAGAAACAUUCUUCGUUCCCCUUCUCAUUCGGACCCCGACAGUCCCUUCUGUCCCUCUAUUUUUUUUCUUCUUUGUCCGCGGUGCAAUUUAUUUAUUUUCUAAUAAAAAGUUGACUUUUACGUCUUGUGAUAAAAA
Messenger RNA from Odontomachus brunneus, 1228 nucleotides. RefSeq names its product cuticle protein 65-like. The transcript has 4 exons. The record is from RefSeq and is a predicted model, not a curated record. NCBI's taxonomy places the organism in Eukaryota, Metazoa, Arthropoda, Insecta, Hymenoptera, Formicidae. The coding region runs from base 32 to 484 and encodes 150 amino acids.